Molecule: messenger RNA, 1655 nt
Organism: Alligator sinensis (Chinese alligator)
Lineage: Eukaryota; Metazoa; Chordata; Crocodylia; Alligatoridae
Product: NACHT, LRR and PYD domains-containing protein 1b allele 2-like
Exons: 11
Coding region: 151-1434 (427 amino acids)
Biological process (GO): regulation of apoptotic process; innate immune response; inflammatory response
Cellular component (GO): canonical inflammasome complex
Source: RefSeq, a predicted model, not a curated record
AUCAUGCAGGGCCAACCAGAGGAGGAUUCAGGGGCGGUAUGAGCUGGUGCCCAGCUGGGACACCGGGCAGAAGGACCAUCUCUACCAGGCCGGGAAGAAACGAAUUCCCCCCUUGUCUGAGAGCUGGAGGGCACCAGGAAAAAGAAGGCUAUGCCCCUACUUUACUUGCAGCUCAGAAGGGUCUCGCACCAGCCCCGUGCAUGUCUAGCCCCAGUGGGAGAAAAGGAAGUACCUGGAGCAGGUUCCACUACAGGUCAGCGGAGAAAACACACGUGCCAGUUUUGUCAGACAGAGGAGGAUCUUUUAGAAGUAAAGCCAGAUAUUGUUCCAGGUCCAAGGAGUUAUCAGCAUACAUACAGGAUUCAUUUCUCCAGGGCAGGCUCAUACCGAUGCUCUGAAACAUCGCUGGGCUUUGAGGUGAGGGCUUUGGUGGCCAUUGAGUACCAAUGGGACUCCUGGGAGCGGCAUCUGAAGCCACAUCAGCUGCAGGGAUGGGUGGUCGCCAGCCCCUUGUUCAACAUCCAGGUGGAACCAGCUGGGGCCAUAGCAGCCAUUUACCUCCCGCACAUUGUGUGCCUCAAAGGUGGAGAGGUUGACAUUUCCCUCAUGUAUGUUGCUCACAUCGUUAAUGGGGAGCUGACCCUGGAGAAGCCGACGAGAGUGAAGCCGUUCUAUGCUGUGCUGGAGAACCCCAGCUUCUCCUGCCUGGGCCUCGUUUUCAGAUAUUUAUUUAAGCAUAUUCCAGUCCACUCCAAGGUGCUGCUGUAUCAUGCUGCCAUGAGUGCCCCCACAACCUUCCACGUCUACGUGAUUCCCUGUGAUGAUUCAUUAGAAAAGGCUGUGGAAGAGCACGAGGAGAAGCACAACGCAGUUCUUCUAGACAAGCCUCCGCAGAUUGACAACCCCCUCUACAUUGACAGGAAUUACACCGUGGCCAGCUCUCCAAAGGCUGAGAUACUACCCAAAAAACUCAAGUUCUCUUAUCCAAUUCAAGAGAGAAGGCAGCCCUUCGUUGAAGUCUACAUCAGGGACCUGGAGAUGAACAUCAAGCUCCAUAUCACAGAAGUUUCUUCCACUGAAGUUCUCUGGGAGGCCAUGGUGAGAGAAGAGGACAUACAGCGAGCCCGCUCAUCACCUGAGGAGCAGGCAGACCCACAUUUCAUUGACAGACACCGAGAGCAGCUGAUCCAGCGUGUCACGGUGGUGGAUGCCCUCCUGGACAAACUCUACGGACCUGUUUUGGACGAGGAGCAGUACCAGAGAAUCAGGGCUGGGGCCACCAACCAGGACAAGAUGCGCAGGCUGUAUGACCUGAUGCCCAGCUGGGACAGGGCAUGCAAAGACUCUCUCUACCGGGCCCUGAAGGUCCAACACAAGCACCUUGUGGCAGAGCUCAGUGAGGUGGUGAACUGGGCUCUUGUUGCUGCCAACUGAUGCCUGGCAGAAGGGUUACAUGGACAAAGACCAAAAGGCAUACAACAGUUUGGGAACAUAGAGGCCUUGAACUGCUGGAUGAUGAAACCACAGCCCUGAAUGUCCAAACCAGACCCUGGACUGCCUGGUCAGUAGGAUGGGGAGCAGGACUCACUGGCAGCGACUAGUGCAUUGCUAGCUAUGAGCAUGUGCACUUAGCUGCUAAAUAAACCUACGUGUGU